Molecule: messenger RNA, 1066 nt
Organism: Gadus chalcogrammus (walleye pollock)
Lineage: Eukaryota; Metazoa; Chordata; Actinopteri; Gadiformes; Gadidae
Gene: snrnp35
Product: small nuclear ribonucleoprotein 35 (U11/U12)
Exons: 1
Coding region: 180-974 (264 amino acids)
Biological process (GO): mRNA splicing, via spliceosome
Cellular component (GO): precatalytic spliceosome; U12-type spliceosomal complex
Molecular function (GO): snRNA binding; mRNA binding
Source: RefSeq, a predicted model, not a curated record
CUAUUAAGAUAAUUGUUCCUCCACGGAACAUUUAGGUCGGUGCACAUGAAUCGAUGUUUUCCUCUAACAUUGUCAACACCGGCUGCUAUUCUUGUUCUUCGCGACACUUGGCUAUUUCUUAACACGCUCAGUGUGAUUCAACUUUUAAUGAGCAAUUCAUAAUUAUAGUGCAGCAAAAAAUGAACGAUUGGAAUCCCAUCGCCAGUGUAUACAACCCGCUCAAGGCAGGCAGUAUCGAUGGCACCGACCUGGAGCCCCAUGACCGGGCUGUGUGGAGGGCUAUGUUCGCCCGCUACAAACCGAAUAAAGGUGUUGUUGGGGACCCACUACUUACUUUAUAUGUCGCCCGCUUGAACCCCCAGACAACGGAGGAGAGAUUGCAGGAAGUGUUUUCGAAAUAUGGACAAAUUAACAGGCUGCGACUGGUAAGGGACAUAGUCACUGGCUUCUCUAAAAGAUAUGCAUUCAUUGAGUAUAAAGAAGAGCGAUCAAUCACCCGUGCACGUAGGGAAGCCAAUAAAUUAGUGGUGGAUCAAAACGAACUUUUUGUGGAUUUCGAACAAGAAAGGACCUUAAAAGGCUGGAUCCCACGACGCCUCGGCGGUGGACAAGGAGGAAAGAAGGAGUCGGGACAGUUGCGCUUUGGCGGAAAGGACAGACCCUUUCGCAAACCCAUAAGCCUUGGAAUGGGCCAAUUCCAAGAUUGGUCCGGUGGUGCCAGAGAAUGGGACAGAGGUUCGAAAGAAAGAUUGGACAGAGGUUCGAAAGAAAGAGAUGACAGACACACGCAGAGGGAAAGAGGACAAUCCACAAGGCCCCACGAGAGAGACCCUGAAUGGGGUAACAGAGGGGCGAGGGAUGAGCGCGACAGAGGAAGAGAAAAAGAUUCGUACAGAGAAAAGUACAGAAAUAGUGAUAGAGAGAGAGAGGACAGAAGAUCCAGUGACAAACAUAGACAUAGAGACCGUAGAUGAACACUUUUGAUGGAUAUAUUGUAUUUUUUCUAAUGAUAUUUGAGUUGAUGCUCAACACUUUUAUCUGUUUAACAAUUGUUAGGCAUUGAUGC